AUGCGCACGGAGCGCCGCGACGCCGCCGCGCGCGCGCCGCGGCAUGAGCGCGGCCGAGCGCGGCCCGGUGGGCCCGGUGGGCCCGACCCCGGCGGGGGCCGCAAAGCGCGGGGGCGGCCGCGCCUCACCGAGACCGACCGGGCCCGGCGGCGCCUGGAGUCGCGCAAGAAGUACGACGUGCGGCGGGUGUACCUGGGCGAGGCGCACGGGCCCUGGGUGGAGCUGCGGCGCCGCAGCGGAUGGAGCGACGCCAAGCUGGCGGCCUACCUGCUCGGGCUGGAGCGGGGCCAGCGCGCCGGGCGGCGCGGCAAACCCUGGGAGCAGCUCCCGAAAAAACCCAAACGGAAAAAAAGGCGCCGCCGGAACGUGAACUGCCUGCGGCACGCGGUGAUCUGGUACGAGGACCACCGGCAGCGCUGCCCGUACGAGCCGCGCCUGGCCGAGCUGGACCCCUGUGGGCUCUACACCACGGCCGUGUGGCAGUGCGAGCGCGGCCACCGCUACUUCCAGGACCUGCACUCGCCCCUGCGCCCGCUCAGCGACUCGGACGGCGAUGACGCUCCCGGCUCCUCCUCCUCUUCCUCCUCCUCGGGGGGCUGCAGCUCGGGCUCGGAGGCGGCUCCGGGGGGGGGUCCCGCGGUGGCAGCCGCCCCCCCCGGGGGCCCGGCCCCCCCCGAGGCGCUGGAGGCCGUGGUUUGUGUCCCCCUGCCCCUGCCCCUCCCGCGGGGGGGGCUGGACGGGGGCGGCCCCCCCACCCUCCUGCAGGGCCCCCCCCUCCUGAUCCUGGGCUGCGAGGCCCUGGGGGGGCUGCAGCUCGGCGUGGGGGGGCACGAGGUGCUGCUGGAAGGGGGGGGGGGCGCCUUCCCCCCCCCACCUGCGGAGCCCCACCUGCCCAAGACAGAGGAGGAUGAGGAGGACCCAGUGCUGAGGCUGAAGCAGGAGGAGCUGCCCCCCCCCGCCGAACCCCCCCCUCUGGAGCCCCCCCGGGAGCCCCCCCGGGACCCCUCCCCGGCUGAGGACCCCGAGGUGUCGACGAUCAUCUACGAGAUCCCCAAAGAGCCAGAAAGGCGCCGGCGGAGCCGCCGGGGCCGCGCCCCCUCCCCGGACCCCGAGGACCCCCCCGAGCCCCUCACCUGCCCCUACGCCGGCUGCGGGCAGGAGUUCAGCGCUCUCAGCAGCUUCCAGAACCACCUGAGCCUGGUGCACCGCAGGGGCCGGAGCCAGGUGUGCCCCCAGCCCGGCUGCGGGAAGGGUUUUUACCUGGCCAACCACCUGCGGCGGCACAUGGGCGUGCACUCAGGUGUGCGGGAAUUCACCUGUGACACCUGUGGGAAGUCCUUCAAGCGCAAGAACCACCUGGAGGUGCACAGGAGGACACACACCGGGGAGACCCCCCUGCAGUGCGAGGUGUGCGGGUACCGCUGCCGCCAGCGCGCCUCCCUGACGUGGCACAUGAGGAGACACGGGGGGCUCAAGAGCCACCCCGAGCCCCGUGGCACGUAGGGACCCCCCCCCGGACUCACCUGGGCCACCCCCGGACUCACCUGGGCCCCCCCCAGACUCACCUGGGCCCCCACCUGCUCGCCAGGACCCCCCGAUGUUCCUGCGGCUGCACCUGGAGGUGAAGAAGAACCACCUGGGGGGGGUCCUGAGCCUCUCCCCAGGACACCCCGAACACCUGAGGGACCCCUCGGUGUCCUUGUGUGUCCCCCCCCCCCCCUCAGGUGACCCAGUGGCCCCCCCAGGUGUCCCCGUUGCCCUCUCCCCUCACCUUUUAUUUAUUUCCUCAUUCUCGCUCGUCACCCCCCUGGGGACACCCGGGGUUUUGGGGGGGGGGGGUUUGGGGGCUCUGGGGGGGCGCAGACCCCUCCGGGACCCCCCCCCAAAUCCAUUAAAAUCAGGACUUUU
Messenger RNA from Vidua macroura (Pin-tailed whydah), 1908 nucleotides. It is a transcript of the gene ZNF653, whose product is annotated as zinc finger protein 653. Gene Ontology annotation, cellular component: nucleus. The record is from RefSeq and is a predicted model, not a curated record. Lineage: Eukaryota; Metazoa; Chordata; Aves; Passeriformes; Viduidae. Gene Ontology annotation, molecular function: transcription coregulator activity. Gene Ontology annotation, biological process: regulation of transcription by RNA polymerase II.